GGGGGAAAUGAAUUAAAUAAUCCAAAAAAUCAUGCAAGACAACACAUUUUUUGCUUUAAAAAGGCAUCAAAGCUUGUGUGGAAUCAUCAAUUUUCUGAUCUCCGUGGGUAUAAAUGCUGAAAAGCUUUAAAAGGUUUGUGUUUGGUAACAUUCCGUAUAACACCACGGAGACUGAUCUUGGAAAUAUGUUCUCGUCUUGUGGCGUUGUGACUAACGUUCGCAUUGUCAUCGACCGUAACACCAAUCGUCCAAAAGGCUUCGGCUUUUGCGAGUUUCAGGACCAACAGGGGGCGGAUGACGCUGUUGCCAAAAUGAAUGGAACUGAGAUGAAUGGCCGUCCGUUACGCGUUAGUUAUGCCAACAACAAGUGA
Molecule: messenger RNA, 371 nt
Organism: Meloidogyne enterolobii
Lineage: Eukaryota; Metazoa; Nematoda; Chromadorea; Rhabditida; Meloidogynidae
Source: the annotation of a GenBank genome assembly